Molecule: messenger RNA, 843 nt
Organism: Lodderomyces margitis
Lineage: Eukaryota; Fungi; Ascomycota; Pichiomycetes; Serinales; Debaryomycetaceae
Exons: 1
Coding region: 1-843 (280 amino acids)
Source: RefSeq, a predicted model, not a curated record
AUGAGAUUUUUUAUCCCUGCUUCACUCUUGACCUUGUCAACAGGUGCUUUAGCUGCCAUUAGACCAGUCCAAUUCUUUGCUUCUUCCGACAAUGAAGAAAUUAACGGCCAAGGUUUAUACUCAACUCACGAAGGAGCUGGUAUCAACUACUUUUUCUUGGGUUCUGGCCAAACUUUGCAAUACAACGACGAGGCUAGAGUUGUCUACAUUGAAUUGAACUCACAACCGCCAGCUACUCAAUACCUUGCUUUCACCGGUGAUGUUUUGUCAUUGACUGUUGCUGAAGAGCCAUUGCCAGUUGAUAUUGCUGAAGACGGUUCAGUUACUUUCCCAGGCUCCGAUGCUCUCGCUGCUGCCAAGAACAUCAAUGACCCAUACAGAUACUCUGAAUCAGUAUAUGCUGUUGUCAAGGCUGGUGCCGAAGGUUCAGUCCCAUUGACACUUACUGCUGUUUUCGGUGAUGCUACUAAAGAAGAACAACCAAGCUCAAGUGAAGCUGCCCCAGAACCAACUGACGUUGCUUACUUAAACAAGACUGUAACUGUCUUUACCACUUACUGCCCAGAACCAACCACCUUGACCUUGACUGUUUGUGAGACCGUUUGUGAACAAACUGAGGUCACUGUUUCUGAACCUGGUCACGUUACUGUUGAAAAUGUCAAGACCGGAGAAGCCACCAAAGCCCCAGCUGAAACCACUCCAGUUGAAGAACAUUCUAGUAGUGUUGCUGCUGGUGGUGCUUCUCAAGAAGCCACUGUCACGUCAUACGAAGGUGCCGCAGCUGCCGUUGGUGGUGCUGGUUUGGCUGCUUUUGCUUUUGCUGCUGCCGGUUUAGUUUUCUAA